AGGCAAUCGAUAAUAUGAAGUGCCCUCCAAUAUGCAUGUACACGGAUAUAGAUGCGUGAUUUCUCAUUGAAUCGUUUCGUAAUCGGAAGCAAUAUCCCGUUGUGGUUUAACCCUAGUGUACAUUCAGGGUAACGUCUUUCACAAAGGAUAUUUGGUACAAGUUGCAUUAACAAGUACGUACUUCCUCGAUGAAAAGUGAACACAUUUUACCUUAUUUAAUGAUGAAUUCAAAGUAGAACCACAUUUUAGCCAUGAGGACUUUGGAUUGCUUCAAAGGAAUACUCAAAGACCGCGAUCCAAGCAACCUUUCAGUAGAAAACAUCAAUGCUGAGCUACUGGAUCGAAACUGGUCUGGAGUUAUUUUUCUAACCAUUCUUUUAGUUAUUGGGGUCUGUGGAAAUGUGACUGUUUUACUAACGUACGGACUGAAGUUCAAGCGAGGAACCAAUUACCGCUUUUAUGUACUGUUUCUUGCCAUGUUGGACACCGGGAACUGCAUCAUCGGAAUACCUUGGUGUUUAGUGUACAUGUUACGUCCUCUGACGUUUCCCUCGGACGUAUUUUGUCGUGGCGGACUGUUUGUGAGUUUUGUGUUGUCUGUGACAGGUGCAGGAGGGCUGGUGCUCAUUGCCUUUGACAGAUACCGAAAAAUAUGUUGGCCCCUGAAGAAACAGAUUAAUAUAAAAAAUGCCAAGCGCAGUGUUCUUGUAAUUAUUGUGAUAUCUGUACUUUCAACAUGGUUUACGCCAUUUUUGUACGAACUUAAUAAACUUCCCCUUUCUGCCACCGGGGAGAAUGGCUAUAAGUGUUUUCUUGCAACAAAUUCUAUAGCCAAUUCCCUUUCAAAGGGAUUUUAUAUUAUUCUCGGUAUGGUGUUUCUAACAAUAAGUACCACCUUAACAAUUCUAUAUUAUUUUAUCAUGAAGAAAGUGAAGACUCAUUCAAAAAGUUUUUAUAAUAAAAAAUCCAAAUCAAAUAACAACGAUACCUUUGGUCGUCGAACUUCAAACUUACAUACCCGGAAAACCACCUUAACUUUCUGUAUGAUCACUACUGUAUAUAUUUUGACAACCCUGCCUCACAUUGUGGGUGGUCUUGUGUUUCACUUUGACGAAUAUCUAGAGUGCAGGAUGAGUUCCAUAACUCACAAUGUUUUCUACUUCUUCUACUGGACUGUGUACAUAAAUAACGUUGCUAACCCUUUCAUUUACGGUCUCUCUGAUGAGAGAUUCAGGGGGAUCAUAAGAUACGUGAUAACGUACGCUGUUCUCUCCCCUUUCAAGGCUUCCAAGAAGAGACUACCAUCUGCAUCCUUCUCUGUUUCAAUUGAUAACAAUGAUCAAAAGAAUAAAAUUGAAGCCGAAAAUGACAUUCAUAACAAAAAUGCCGACGCAAUUAGUGUUGUGUCUAAAGAAUUUGCAAUAAAAACAAACGGAGAUGACGUUGACAACGUAUAUAAAGCAAACACGGAACAGGUGACACAAUAAAUAUUUACAAUGUAGCUGUAAAAGAAAUUAUUUUAUGCAGUCAGCAAGACUAGUUUAAAUAUAGUUCAGCGAUUUAUGUGAUUUUUAAGCUUAGUGCCAAACAAUAUGAAUUGUACAUAAAAGUUUGAUUUGAUGUGAAUGAAAAUAAAUUCAAGUCACAUG
Saccostrea cuccullata (small rock oyster) is the source of this 1649-nucleotide messenger RNA. RefSeq names its product trace amine-associated receptor 3-like. The record is from RefSeq and is a predicted model, not a curated record. Gene Ontology annotation, molecular function: G protein-coupled receptor activity. Gene Ontology annotation, biological process: G protein-coupled receptor signaling pathway. The coding region runs from base 252 to 1487 and encodes 411 amino acids. Gene Ontology annotation, cellular component: membrane. Lineage: Eukaryota; Metazoa; Mollusca; Bivalvia; Ostreida; Ostreidae. The transcript has a single exon.